GUGCACAAGGACAGAAAGCACCUUCGACGCCAGUGGGUUAUAAUGGAGAACGUCCAAUAGAGGAUAUCCGCGGCGGUGAUCCGAAAUGCUGUGUUUCCCGCAGAGGAGGGAUGUGACAAGGCAUCUAAGCAGGACGGGAGAUGAGAUUCACACUGUUUCGGAGACCCUCUUCUUCCUGUGAUCUCAAACAGUCCGCCUGUGAGCUGCGGGGCUUAAGGGGUUGUACGGGACACGGGGCGCACAGCUCUCAGCCGGUCCAACAUUUAAUCUUUCUGGCUUUAACCUGCCGGAGCUUUGCGGGUCUCUGAAGGGGAAGGGUAGUCUUCACCAUGAGGGCUGCUUCAGCAAACUUGUUCGCUCUUCUUUUCCUCUGCGCCCUUGCAAGUGUUUUCUACGUGUGGAGCGCGCUGGAGAACCGUUUGGAGCGACACAAACGUGGCUUCUCGGUUCCGGGCGGAGGGUCUUUUCACCAAGGUCUCCCAGCGGACCUCUCCGCCAAAACUUUCCGGGCAUUGCUCGCGGUACCAGCGGCACAAAGACCGCAUUUGGGGGGCAGACUUGAGGCUCGCAACCUCACUGAUCAAACUGCAUCUGCAGGAAACCGAGAUUACCAUGUGAAUGGGGAUAACAAGGGGUCAGCGCUGCGGGAGGGCCCGGUCAAGUUAGGCACCCCGGUGGAGGAUGGGAUAUUUUGGAGUGAAUGGCUGGAAGAUCUCCUCCCCGUGGGCUUUACGGAGGAAUAUGCUCGUGCUUGGCGAGAGAGAGCCAGGACAUACCGGAUAGUGAAGCUGGAGCCAGGAUGCGGCAGGAUAUCUAAUCAGCUUGCCACUUUUGCAGAUGGAACCAAAGCGUGUGUGCGUUACGGGAUAAACGCGGAUCAGGUGCAAGGAGAAACUUUGACAUAUUACCUUGCCAGUUUGCUCGGUAUCACAAAUCUGCCUCCUCUCAUACUGUCUCAGCUAAACGGUGACAGUGAACAAUGGGCGGCUGUGAGGACGCGGAUAGGCGGCUUACAGUGGAGUGAUCGAGCCGUGGUGUCUCUCACCGAGUGGGUCUCCAACCUGACCGGGGUGGUCACACCUGCGCCGCUCCGACAGGAGAGCAGCGGGCUGCAUCCUGUGCUCGCGGAGCUCUGGAACAAGACGACGGCGGAGCUGCUGGAGCUAAUGCAGUGGAGCGACCUGAUCAUAUUCGACUAUCUGACUGCAAACUUCGACAGACUCGUGAGCAAUCUGUUCAGCCUGCAGUGGGAUUCGCGCGUAAUGGAGAGGGACACCAACAACCUCCUCCAAACACCCCGUGGUGACCUUGUGUUCAUAGACAACGAGGCCGGACUCGUGCACGGCUUUCGGGUGUUGAACAUGUGGGAGAAAUAUCACAAUACGGUGCUGAGCUCCGUGUGUGUGUUCAGGAAAAGGACCACGCAGCGCGUGGCGGAGCUGCACAGGCACAGAGACGCCAGGAAAAGGCUGCUGGAGCUCUACAGAGACAGCGAGCCUUUGUCUCUGGAAUUAGGAUUUCUCUCAGAGGAGCACGCUGGUGUUCUCCAGGACAGGAUAGACAGAUUAUACAAACACAUUUUGCAUUGCAAAGGGAAGUACAGCCAGCUGUGAACGUUCAGCACGCACAGGUGAUGGAUUUGUUGUCUGCACGGUAUAAUGUGCUCUGCAGACAAAAUUGGCACACCUGUGCUUAACUGAUGCGCAUUACACAAAACUGUCUUGAAUAUCCAGCUGAACUACCUCUUGUGAAUAGAAUGUGUUGCCUACUUUAUAAAUAAGUACAUUUGACACAUGUUUAUAAGCUCUCUGCUGAGAUUUCCACUGUAUGCCUCACACAGAGGAAUUAUAAAGGCCAGUCUAUCCUACUUCACCCCACAGAUGCUCACCAGAAUAGGAUUAAAUGUAAAGAGUAGGCUGUAUUUGUGACUAGGGUUUCAUAGCCCUUCAUGCGUAUUUGGAUUCUUGCCUUGUGUUCAACAAUCUUAAUGAUAAACUCCUAAGCCUUAACACAAGUUGACUCUUGAAUACUGUAUUUCUGUUGACAUCUGUCUCGCUUUUUAUAGAAAAUUGUUUGCACAGUACAUUGUCAUAGCAGCACCUGCACUCUUCGUAAUUGUGUUUGGAUUGCAUAUUUAGCCUUAAAGUCACAGGUGUAUCAUACCCAUUGUACAUGUUGUAAGUACAUUGUAAAUAUUGUCUGCCAACCUGUUUUGGAAAUUUGAAGCUCUACUAAUUUAACAUGCAUUGUAACAUUCCAAAAAUCUCUUGUCCUUUUUGAUAAAUACACUGUAAUUUAAUUUAACUGUCAUCAGACUAUGUGUUUUGUAUGCAGUUUGUACUUAACGCUCUUAUUAGAGGGCAUCAAAUAUUUACCUAGUCUGCCUCUGUACUUCCUGCCUCUGUACUUGCCCAUUACACUGCUCUCAUUGUGCUGUAGAAGUAUCUUGCACUGGCACACUGUUCCCCAGGAGCCAUUCUGUCAGCCACAGGCACGCUACAACUAGAAUCUCUAAUCCCUUUUAUAAUCUCACCCAGAAUGAUAAAGUGAAGGAGACAACUGACAUCCUUUGAAAAGGGCUUUACUGUUCC
Molecule: messenger RNA, 2591 nt
Organism: Centropristis striata (black sea bass)
Lineage: Eukaryota; Metazoa; Chordata; Actinopteri; Perciformes; Serranidae
Gene: fjx1
Product: four-jointed box kinase 1
Exons: 1
Coding region: 330-1613 (427 amino acids)
Biological process (GO): cell-cell signaling
Source: RefSeq, a predicted model, not a curated record